Messenger RNA from Pseudomyrmex gracilis, 819 nucleotides. RefSeq lists its product as uncharacterized. The coding region runs from base 1 to 819 and encodes 272 amino acids. NCBI's taxonomy places the organism in Eukaryota, Metazoa, Arthropoda, Insecta, Hymenoptera, Formicidae. The record is from RefSeq and is a predicted model, not a curated record. The transcript has a single exon.
AUGCAGGCCCGGCCAGCGGUGCCACCACAGGCCGCCCGCCGUGAGGACCCGGCCCCACCAAGCCAACUCACUCCGGGGGUCUCUGCGGCCGAGCCCGGGACUUCUUGGUCCCAGGUGGUCGGCCGCAAACAAAAGAGGAAGGAGGCGCAAGCUGCAGCCUCCCCCUCAAAAAGUACGGAAAAGAGACCCGCUGUCUCAGGGGCCGCUAAGCCCGAGCAGCGCGCCACCCGCCCUAAAGUCGGGAAACCUUUCCGCUCUGCGGCCAUCACAAUAACCGCCAACGCCCAAGGUGCGGACGUGCCGGCGGCGGUGGCCCAGAUGCGGCGAAAGAUUAAAUUGUCGGACUUUGGAAUUUUCAAAGUCCGGCCCAAGAGAGCUGUUACCGGAGCUCUUAUAAUAGAGAUCCCCGGUGAAGGCAACAAAACCAGAGCGGAUCGCCUACACGAAGCCAUGUCUGCCUUGGCUAGAGAACUUGGGGUGAAGAUCACGAGGCCCGUGAAGACUUGCGAGUUGCGAGUCAAGGGCCUCGAUGAUUCUAUCACCCCCGAGGAGAUAGAGGAGGCUGUGAUGACCGUUGGGAGUUGUCGGCCGACUGAUGUAAAGGUCGGCCGAGCUCGCGCUUCCCCUAACGGGCUAUCCACAUCGUGGAUCCGGUGUCCAAUCGCUGUCGGGCGAAAGGUGAUGGACACCAGGUCAUUGAGUGUGGGGUGGGUGCGGGCGCCGGUCGAGGUACUUGAACGGCAGCAUCUACAGGCCACCGCUGCCUCCGGCGCGGGCACGUCAUCGCCACGUGCACGUACACCGCGCCGGAAAACGUAA